AUUGAAAAACAGAGGAGAAAAAGGCUUCGAAGGUAGGAAAAGAAGAUACCAAAACCUUCCCCACCACUUAGAGAUAAUUAACAAUUCUAUACCUUACCAAUCUUGAGAAGCCGAAAAACCAAAAGAUGAAUCACAUGAACCUCCUUGGAGCCCUAGAUAAGAAGUCUCCCAUAAAAACCAAAACCAGCAAACUGUUAAAUCCUCCAAUCCGAAUGUUGUUAUCGAUCCCAGCCCAAUGCCCUCAAACUCAAAGCUACCUUCAUCGCGAUCGGCUAGGGAUGGACGGAGGAAUGCAUUUGUGUGGUGUGGUGUCAUCAUCUGCACACUUCUCACCUUAGCAGUCAUCAUCGCCGGCAUUGUUAUAUUCGUAGGCUACUUGGUUAUGCAUCCCAGGGUACCUUACGUUAGCGUCGUAAACGCUCAGCUCGACCGGAUUCAGAUCGAUCACUUUAACGGUUUUCUUGAAAUACUGGUUACUAUAACAAUUAGAGCUCGGAAUGGGAACCGAUUGGCACAUGCCACCUUCCUACAUUCUAAUUACACGCUUAGCUUCGAAGGAGAAGACAUAGCCCAGUUGGUAGCACCAGCUUUUGAAGUAACUAAGAACAGUUCGGUUGAUUUUAACUAUGAAGUGCAAUCAUCACCCAUACCCUUGGGUCCAGAACAAGCAGAUCAAGUGGAGGCCGGUUUUAAUAAAGAUUUGAUUACGUUCGGCUUGAAGGGAGGCGCCCGGGUGAGAUGGAAAGUUGGGCGGCUUGGGCCGCUGGAGUUCUCGUGUCAUCUCGAUUGUCGGUUGCAUUUCCAUGCCUCCAAUCUAUCCUACGUUCCUUCAAGCUGUACUUCCAAGGCCAAAUGAUUUCUCCAUUUUUUUUUUUUUUGGCGUGGGUAAUUUGUAUGCUGUAUGGCUGUACUCUGUAAAUGCAUUUGCAUCAAUAGAAGGCAGCAGCAGCUCAGCCUCUUCCGGCCCUAACUCAGUUCAGCUACCUCUAUUCCUUCCAUCAUUAUGCUUCAUCUGUUGGUGUUCAUGAAACACGAAACGAGGCUUCCUUUUCCUUAAAACUAAUUUCACAAAAUGUUAUUUGAAGGUUAUUGAAACUAUUAUAAUUAACUUUAUUAUAUAUCACUCAUUUUUAUUUAAAAA
Messenger RNA from Gossypium arboreum, 1141 nucleotides. RefSeq lists its product as uncharacterized. Lineage: Eukaryota; Viridiplantae; Streptophyta; Magnoliopsida; Malvales; Malvaceae. The transcript has a single exon. Bases 236 to 856 code for a protein of 206 amino acids. The record is from RefSeq and is a predicted model, not a curated record.